Messenger RNA from Histoplasma mississippiense, 381 nucleotides. RefSeq lists its product with no specific name. The coding region runs from base 1 to 381 and encodes 126 amino acids. The record is from RefSeq and is a predicted model, not a curated record. The transcript has 4 exons. NCBI's taxonomy places the organism in Eukaryota, Fungi, Ascomycota, Eurotiomycetes, Onygenales, Ajellomycetaceae.
AUGCGAGAUGAGGAUCCCAAGGAGCUCAGGGAAAUUAAAAGGAGACAGAACAAGCUGAACGAAGAGAGAACCACGGGCCUAUUCCUCCAGGGCACACACGGGAGAAAGAGGAGGAAGAGGAGGAAGGGGAUGGGGAUGGGGACGGGGGUGAGGAUGACGGAUGACAAGGUCAACGCCAGCGAAGCUGAGAGAGGAGAGGAGAGAGGAGAGGAGAGGAGCGCCAGGCAGCCCUGGGAAACGCCGGAUAAUGGAUGGUUCGUGGAGACUGCGGAUGUCACAAACCAUAGUGCUCAGGCUGGUACAACUUACCCGGAAGAGACAGGAGGACGGACUGUACGAGACGACGUGGGUUUUCGAGGUCAUCCACUGGGUCCCGAAUAG